Messenger RNA from Schistocerca nitens (vagrant locust), 429 nucleotides. RefSeq lists its product as uncharacterized. The record is from RefSeq and is a predicted model, not a curated record. Lineage: Eukaryota; Metazoa; Arthropoda; Insecta; Orthoptera; Acrididae. The transcript has 3 exons. Bases 1 to 429 code for a protein of 142 amino acids.
AUGGCCGCCAUGUCGCUCGGCUUCAUCGUCCUCGUGACGCCCUGGACGCUGCAGGAGGUCGUCGCAGCGUGCACGGGUUCCAAGGCGCCGCCGUUCCUGGACUUCCUGGCGACGUGGCUGGCGCUGAGCCACAGCUUCUGGAGCCCGUUCCUCUUCUGGCUGCUCGACGGCCACUUCCGGCGCGUCUGCCGCACCCUGCUGCUCACCAAGAUCUGGUGCCGGCGGCGCAGCAAGGCGCGCUGCCCCGGCUCUCCGCGGGACCUGGAGUGCCUGAGCGAGCAGCGCUGGGGCGAGAUCCUGGAGCGCGCCGUCUCCUCCAGCAGCCUCCAGGCGCUGCAGAGGCUGUACGGGCCCCCGGAGCUGCCGCCCCCGGCGCCGCCCCCGCGAGCACUGCCCGAGCCGCCGCCCCCCGCCGGUUCGCACAUGUGA